Neolamprologus brichardi is the source of this 10573-nucleotide messenger RNA. RefSeq names its product proline rich 12a (gene prr12a). The record is from RefSeq and is a predicted model, not a curated record. Lineage: Eukaryota; Metazoa; Chordata; Actinopteri; Cichliformes; Cichlidae.
UGUGGGGUCUGGCAGACAGGUUCUCCAAAUAAUAAGAUUAGCAAGAAAAAAAGAAAGAUCUAAACAGAUUUUGGCAUGAUAAAGAUUAUGGAAGGAAGACGGUACUUAGAGUUUAAAUGAUUAGAGACAAACUGCAGCUUAAUUAAAUUAUUUCAUGAAGCAUCUCUUUGGAAGCAGGAAAUGCCUCUGUACCUCAAAGUAGCUGGACAUUUUGGAUGCGAAUGUGUAAAGUAACUGAUGGAGGCCCGUAAAUCUGAUAAUUACAGGGAUUUUUUUGUUGCACUCGAACGCGUCUAAGCAAAUCGCAGCAUUCGCAGCGAGCAGGUGACUAUUUUGUGUAAAUUGAUACGUAAAGGUUCAGAAAGGUAACAAAAAAAAUCUAGAAUUUGAGCAGGGCUAGUUGGCAAACUGAAAAGCGUGAAUGGAGGUCACCGCAGACAGUGAGUGAGUCUCGGCGGAGACACAGAAAGGGGGAGAGGGAGGACGGACAAGCGGCCAGCCGCCUUCAAAAAUGGCGUCUCCGGAGGAAAAUGAGUAAAAAAUAUUAAAACGCGGCCUGCUUUCUUUACACUUCCUCGUUUGGGCUUUAAGGUUUUUCGUGUUCUGGUGGAUUUUUUUUUCUCUCGUGAGCAACCUCGUCGUCGCUUUUACUUGUAUGUACCAAAAGAGAAAUAUGGGGAGCGAGCAUUUGGGGAAAUAAAAGCAGCCCCGUUUUAUUUUGAUGCGUCGUUACUGACAGCUAGCAUCUGCUGCUAGCUCAACAGCUCUGCUCCGAAAGGGGGGUGGGAACGAUUUUGCAUGCAAGGGAGGAAAAAAAGGGGGAAGAGGUUUUCAAAUUGUGGAUUUCUUUGCUCGUCUACUGGGGCUGAUUGCUACCAACGUGGCUUGUCGAUUGCAAUCUUUUCUCGUGCUAGCAGCCUAGCCAAAACUAGCCGAAAGAAAAGGGGAGGAGAGACGGUGGAAAAAGGACGCAUUCAAGUCAAAUGUUUAUCAGCAUUUCGCCCAUCACCGGCCAAAUCCGCGGCAUCUUCAUCAUGACCGUGACUGGUUUCAGACUAAAUCUGCAUUCGUGGAAAUGAUAAAUGUGAAAGGCGUAGGAAUAGGAGAAAGACUGGCUUUUUUGGAGGUGGUUGGAUUAUAACCCCGUAGACCCCCCUCUUUUUUCAUCCAGCUUUCUCCUCCUCCCCUCCAUUUCUCUUUCAAUAUGCUGUUUUCCACUCCUGAGGACUUGCUUAUGAAACCGGGGAAAAUAGUCUGAAAACGAGAACGUGAGAGACUGGAUUUUUUUUUCCGUAACCUGCCCUGCGACGUUCUCGUUGCUUUCAUCCUCAUCGCACACACUGUACACCACAUAAAUGGAUAGAAAUUACCCGGGAACAGGAUUCGGUGAUUUGGGCGCAGGAGCAGGAUGGAGUUACGAGAGAACGGCAAAAGCAAGUCUUGUAUAUGGGAGUUCCAGAUCAUCCCACCCAGAGUCUGAGCUCCUUCACCGGCAAGCUUACGCCACCCCACACCCUCUGCAGGGCUAUGCCACCAAUCACCACCCAGGGAGCUCUGGCCAAGGCGGAGCUUGGGGAGCAGCUGGACGGAGUUUGGGUUUGUCUGGGCUGUUUGAUACUGGCCUCCACCACGCCAGCCCCUCUGCUCCCGAUGCCUCCGUCAUGAAUCUGAUCUCAGCCCUGGAGUCCCGGGGUCCCCAGCCUCCGCCCUCUGCCUCCUCCCUACUAUCCCAGUUCCGCACGCCAUCCUGGCAAACAGCGAUGCACACGCCUGCUCCUCCUGAACUAUUCAUCUCGGGAGCCCUUCCUGGCUCUGGCUCUUUUCCCUCCUCCUCAGCUCUAUCAGCCUAUCAGCAUCCGGCUUCCUUCUCCAGCCGUUCAUUCCCUGGUGCCUCCCUUUCCCUCCAGGACACACCCACUUUCAGUCCAACAUCCAAUGGUCUGCUCUCCCCACAUGACCCCCUAAUACACAUAAAAGCCCCAUCUCAGUCAAGUCUGGGAUUUGAUAGACUCCUGUCCUCACAGGGUGCUGCUGCAGCUGCUUACAGGGGCAGUCAGGAUCCCACAGGUGCCACAUCAGCCCAAGCGUCCUCUGCCAGGCACCUGCAGUCACACCAGUUCAACUUGCUGUCAUCACAGCUACAGGAUCAGUCCUCCCAGCUGUAUAAUCCGUCAGUCUUUCCCUCAGCCCAGCCCCAGCCUCAGUCUCAGUCCCAGUCUAACUCUGCUCAGGAGAGGGCCGUGCCUCGGCAGGACAGCGUUAUCAAACACUACCAGCGCCCCACGCCAGCUCAAUCUCAGCUCUCGUCCUCUGCUGCCCACUCUCUUCAGCACUACCUCGGCUGUUCAGGGCCUGGGUACCAGCAGAUCGCCACCCAUCACAGGCAUGCUGGACUUUCUUGCAGUCCGUUGGGAGACCAGAGCCCCUCAUCUGACCACAAGCCCACCUCCCGCACUGAGCAGUAUCGGUCAAUUAAUCAGCCUCCCUAUUCCUCCUCUUCCUCCUCCUCCUCUUCCUCCUCAGCUGGGAAAGGUACCAAAAGCAGCUCGAGCAGUGGCUAUUCUUCUGGCAGUUCUGCAUCAUCUUCCAGAACUCCUCACACUCCCCCUUCGGCUUCAUCCACCUCCUCUUCCUCCUCUUCCUCUUCUGCCACCUCUGGGGCUCAUCCUUCCAACUCGAUUCCCACCUCCACUUCCAGUGCAGCCCCUUCCAGGCAACAGCCACCCCCUCAGCCAGCUCCGCCUCCUCCAGCCCCUCAGCAGCAGCCUCCUGCCACCUCUACAUCAGCUCCCCAAUCUCUUCCAAAAUCCUGCCUCUCAGGCUAUGGCUCUCCUGUCCCCCCAGUGAAGACCCCCACAUCUGCUCUAACUGGUCAGACCCCACCGCAGCAACAAACACAGUCAUAUUCCCCUAAUCAACCCCCCACAUCUCACCUGGCUCAGUCCUACGGAGGCUUUAGUUCACCACAAGCUCAAGACUUGAGCUCAGGUACUGGAGGGAAAGGCUAUGGGAGUCUGGGAGGACGAAGCCAGUCUUAUUCCACUGAUCUAUAUGGAACUGACUCUGCUUAUGGAUCACUUCCAUCCUCUCUGGGUGGAGCUGGAAGCCCAUCGCUAGGCUAUGGAGCCCCAGGCCACUCACCUGCCCUUCUAAGGUCAAGUGGUUCGUCAGGCAGUGGAGCAUCUGGGGGAGGAAGCAGCAGUGGCACAGGAAGUGGAAACUCUGGUUCAGGGGGAGGAGCAGGAAAUGGUCUCACCAAUGAGAGAGGUGGAGGAGGUAGUGGAGGUGCGUCUUACCAUAUCCCAGACUCCAGUCCCUCUCCAUCAGGCAACUCUGGCAUCAUCCGUCCAGGGUUGCACUCUCCAGUACCCAACUGCCCUACUCAAUCUCCAGGAGGACCAGGCUCAAAUAAAUACAUUUCCUCAGUUCUCUCCCCGACUUUCUUAGCCUCCCCACAAGGCUUCCCUGACACCAGAGGUCCCAGCUCCCAACCUCAGUCGUAUCACUCCACCUCCUCCAAGACGAAGGCGGACACUUCUAUGCUAGGCGUGGGUUCUCAGAGAUCUCAAGAGGAAGUAGAUGACGAUGAUGAGUUCUUGAUCCAACAUCUGUUGCAAGCCCAAGCGAGCCCUGCUCCUCAGGCUGCUCAUCACCAUCCUCAACAACAGCCCCAGCAGACAUCUCAACAAACACAGCCUCAGCCCCAGUCAGUGCCCCCAACCACUGAUUCAGGCAAAGGGAUGAGCUAUGACAUGAGUAAGACUCCUGAGGAGAGGUACCACCCGCAAAGUGUCAUACGUACCCACAGUGCCACAACCACUGCUGGAGUAGGUAAUGCAGGUUCUGGAGGGUCCAUCUCAGGGCUGGAUAGCCAGCUGGAGAUGUCACUGAAGAAACAACAGCAGCAACAUCAACAACACCACCAUCAACAGCAGCAGCAGCAAAGGAACGAGCGCUCCGUGGGAAGCAGCAGGAGCAGCGGUGGGAGAGGCAGUGCUGAACAAGUACACUCCCACCUCCAUCACCAUGAUAACUUGGGCUCCGUAGUCCACUAUGGCCGGGGCGACCCAUACACUCAGCACUCCCUCGCUCCCCAGCACUCCUCACACACUCAACAUGUGUCCUCACACUCGCAGAUACCACCACACACCCAAAUGGAGCUCCAGAAGAAGCCUCAGGAGCGUGCAGAAAUCCCUUAUCCACGGAAAACACCUGAAAUCCAACAGCAGCAUUCCCAGUCUCAAGCUGCUGCGUCCCUGAUGGACUCUCCCACCGAUCAGUCCCGUCAGCCGCCACAUCUGCUCCAGUCGGUGCUGUCUCACACUACCCGCAACAAGAUGGAGCCCCAUCCACAGCACCACAAGAUGGACUCUCAUCGGCAACACCAACAGCAUCACAAAAUGGACUCCCACCCACAGCAUCAGCAGCACCCCAAAAUGGACUCCCAUCCUCAGCACCAACAGCACCAGAAGAUGGACUCCCACCAACAUCAGCAGCACCACAAAAUUGACUCUCAUUCACAGCAUCAGCAGCACCAUAAAAUGGACUCUCUCCCCCAGCAGCAGCAGCACUCUAUUAGCCAACAACAAGCUGUAAUGGAUAAUACUGGUGGGAGACUUGGCUCGAGUAAACACCAGCCUCAGUCUCAGUCCCAAGCCACCCAGCUCCAGCUUCAGCUGCAGUCCCAAGCUUUGGAGGUAGCAGCGGCUCACUACAACCACGGGCCCCCUCCACAUCAGCACGAGCAGAGCCAGGUCAAACAAAGUUCUGUGGUCUCUUCCCUGGACAUGCUGGAGCGCUCCCUCUCCCAAACCUCCAGCACAGACGUCGCAGUUGCAGAAGACAGACGUGGCGGACCGGGCAGCGCAGGAAGGAGCGGAGCGAGUGGCGAGCGCCACCGACAACAGCAGCAAGAGCAGCAGAGGCAGCAUGCGCCCCACCAUCAGCCUCCCCAAACCCACCACUCGCAGCAGCAUUCAGCCUCUGAACUCCACUCCUUCCUUACGGAGCCUGACAUCGGCUUAUCCACCCCGUCUCACAUGCAUCACCUUUCCCAGCACCACGCGCAGCAGCAGCAUCCGUCCUCGCAACACCAACAAACCCACUCUCACCACCCACAUACACAGCCCCACCCUCAGCAGCAGCCUCCUCACCCUCAUCAUAUACCCCCACCUUCUGCUUCGGCCCUCUCGCAGCCACAGCCUGACCCACAGCAGCCGCUCUCAGCCCAGCUCACCCCUCAGCAGAGCCAGCUGGACCAGCAGCGCUCAGAACAGCACCAGUUUGACACGGUCAGCCCCGUGGAGAAAGCAGACCAGAAUCAGCAAAGUAACCGCUUUGUACCCUUAACGUCUAUCUGCUUCCCAGACUCCCUGCUUCAGGAUGAAGACCGCUCCUUUUUUCCAGGAAUGGAGGACAUGUUUUGCGCAGAGGACUACAAGUCUAGCUGUGCUGGUGGUGCAGGACCAGGGCAGGAAGAGAUGAAUGAAAGCCACACCGGGCAAGAAGGAAUGGAUGCACUGAAAGCGGGACAGAGUGCAGGUGGAGCAGGGGGAAGCAGUGGCCCAAGUUAUGACAUAAUGGGUCAUCAUGGUGGAGACCAGGGUUAUGAACCUUACUGUCAUGGCUUGGAUGAACCUACCAACAACACCAUGACCCUGGAUCUAGACUCCCUUAAAACACAUGAGCUGCCUUCAACUGUCAACACUGAGCAGCUAGGUUUGAUACAGUCACAGGCCCCAGCGAUGGGUAUGACCUCCAAUACAGCUGGUCCCAACAAUUCUGGAGCUAAAAUGUCCUCAGGGCCUGGAGGAACUAACGCGGGACCUGGUUCUGGAGGUCUCCAGUCUCCCAUUUUUUGCUCAUCUCGUCCCAAGAAGCUCCUUAAGUCUAGCUCUUUCCACCUGUUAAAGGAGCGCAGGGACCCCAACACACUGCCUAAGAAAAGUUAUGCUCAAGAGUACGAGUUUGAAGACGAUGAGGAUAAAGCCGACCAGCCAGCUGACAUCCGACUGAAUAGCCGGAGACUCCCGGACUUGUUGCCGGAUUUGGUGUCCAGCUGCAGAAAGGGAGGAGGAGGAAGUGGCUCUCUCAGCCCUUUAAUGGGUGACAUUGAUUUCUACCACUCCUCUGGCUACUCGACUAUGGGUUCACACACACUUCUGCCUCCAGAAGGACCCAAGAAGAGAGGCCGAAAGCCCACUAGGCCCAAAAGAGAGGGUCCUCCAAGGCCAAGAGGGAGACCCCGUAUCCGUCCUAUGCCUGAGCCGUACACUCCAAGAGGGAUGAUGGGGGAGAUGGGCGGAAUGACAGUAGGAGGGGGAUUCAGCGUAGAGGGGCGAGGGAGAGGUAGGGGCCGUGGAAGCCGAGGCAGGGGAGGAAGAAGGGAGGAUAUGUAUAUAGAAAUGAGCGGGAAGGAGCCGGAUCAGAUGCACCACCAUCACCUCCAUCAGCAGCAGCAGCAGCCGCCACAGCAGCUCCAUCACCAGCCACAGCAGCAGCAUGAGCCAAUUCCACCUCUCAAGAUCAAGUUACCCAUUGGUACUCUGUCCUCCUCUGAUGCUUUGCUGAGGACAGAUUCUUUGUCUGGCACGGACCCUGCUUUGUCAGACGGCUCAGUUGGCUCUGCUCCCUCACUUGGUUUAAGUCCCGGACCUCCCUGCAGCACUGAAAGCACCAGAAGUCAGGACAAGAUCAAACAGAAAAGCCAGAUGAUGGGUGAAGGAGUGGAUGAUGAGGGGCUGGAGGAAAGGGGGGAUGAGAAGGACUCUGAGUCCAAGGCUGGUUUUGUUGCUUCAUUUCUGGAUUUCCUGAAAACGGGAAAGAGACAUCCAGGCUUGGACAUUUCACCGGGAAUGGAACCUGACAAUGGUGAAACUUCACCCUGUAAAUCAGGAGGACUACGCUCACUGUCUCCUGCACCACCUCCACCACCACCACCGCCCCCAUUCGGGGAUGGUGAAGGUAAUGGAGGUCUGGCUUUGGGCAACUGCCCCAGCCCAAAGCGUUUAGAAGAUGAGCUAAAGAGGAAUCUGGAGACUUUGCCCUCUUUCUCCUCCGAUGAGGAGGACUCAGUGGGAAAGAACCAGGACCUCCAGAAGAGCAUCUCCUCAGCAAUUUCUGCUUUGUAUGACACUCCUCAGCUGACAUCAAACAUCCAGCCCCCGCUACCGCCUCCCCAGUCUCAAAAUCAACCAAGUCAAGGCCCUCUUACACCCGCAAUGCAGCCCCCGACGCUUAGCCCACAGCCUGCCAUGCACACCCCCCACACCCAGCCCCAAUCCAACGAACCAGAUGUCCUUCAGCCAGAAGAUGUAGACAUGAAUGAGAAUAAGGAGGAAGAAGAGGAGGAGGAAGAGAAUGAAGAGGAGAGAAGCACCGGUGGCGAUGAAGAGAGUGAUAUGACGGAGGAACCACAGCUGGAGACCCUGGGUGCACCAAAGCUUGAUGCUCCUCUCCCUGAGAUUCCUCCAGAACCCACAACUCCUGAACCUCCCUCUGUUCCUCCAUCUCCUGCUUCAUCCUCGUCUCCUUCUCACUCUCCCCUCCCUCCUCUCUCGCUCCCCUCACCCCUGCCUCCAGCAGAAGAACAACAAGAGCAGGAGGACUCCCAGCCUCCGAGCCCUGUCGCCCCCACACCUCCUUCCCCCCCACCUGCACCUCCCAUACUGGCUACUAUCCCACAGCCUGCCACCCCUCCUCCUCCCCCUCCUCCUGCUUCAGCCCCUACUCCAGCUCCAGUCUCCCCUCCUCCUUCUGUAGCUCAGAAGGAGUCUCCCAUGCCAUCUCCCGAGUCCCCCGCCUCUCCAGAAGAGCCCCCAGCUCCUAAGAUCACCUCGCUGCAUCUUGCCCAAAAGCAAGAAGAUGCUGCCAUUGUUGGAGAGAGCGAGGAGGAUGAGAGUGAGAGUGGAGGGGAGGGCAUCUUUAGAGAAAGGGAUGAGUUUGUGGUGCGUGUGGAGGACAUUCGAACACUCAAGCUGGCCUUGCAGACUGGCCGUGAGCCUCCACCCAUCUGGAGGGUGCAGAAAGCCUUGCUGCAGAAGUUCAGCCCAGAGAUCAAAGAUGGGCAGAGACAGUUCUGUGCCACAAGCAAUUAUCUUGGAUACUUUGGAGAUGCUAAGAGGCGCUAUCAGCGAAUAUAUGUCAAGUUUCUGGAGAAUGUCAACAAAAAGGACUAUGUCAGAGUGUGCUCCAGGAGACCGUGGCGCAGAGCCACACCUGCUCUCAGACGUCAGUCCCUUCCCAGAAUGGCGUCCCCUCCUGCCACUCAGGUGCCAUCAAGAGUAGUGGAGAAAGAGGAGAGAGUGGCUCCACCAGUCCAGCGUGAACAGAAGGAGAAAACAAGAACGGCGACCACAACAACCACGACGACGACAAAAGAACCACGAGAGAGGAAAGAGCUCUCAGCUGCUGUGCCUAAAGCUGAGGAGAAGGAGAAAAACCGGGACACAGAGAAAGAGAGGGAAAAGGAGAAGCGGGUGCAGCCGCAGCAGGAGAAAGCGGAGAAACGUGCAGCGGAGCGAGGUAGGACGAAGGAAGACAGGAAAGUGGUGGAGAGGAAGGAGAAGGAAAAGGCCGAGCGACCACCCAAGUCCAAGCUAGCCAAGGUGAAGGCAGAGCCGCCGCCCAAGAAGAGGAAGAAGUGGCUGAAGGAAGUACCUUCAUCAUCUGACUCAGACUCAUCGGACGAGGCAGCUAGCGAAAAUGAAAUGCCAGUGAAAGGUGGAGUGAACAACCGUGCCAUGAGGGAGAUGUUCAGGAGUUACGUGGAGAUGCUGGUGAGCACGGCCCUGGACCCUGACAUGAUCCAAGCCCUGGAGGACACAGACGAUGAGCUCUACCUCCCUCCGAUGAGGAAGAUUGACAGCAUCCUUAGCGAACAGAAGAGGAGGUUGUUGAGGAGAGUCAGCAUGAGCUCUCAACACCAGGAGGUCCUGCAUGCUUACCCCCAGAUAAUUGUAGACCCCCUGGAUUCAGGAGUGGUGAGGGUCCGGCUAAGCGGCGAUGCUUACAACCGCAAGACCCUCAACAGAGUCAAGAAGACCCUGCCUAAACCACAGGACCUUAAAUUGUCAGCCGAGUCUUAUCGGAUCUACAGUCUCUACCACUCCCUGCAUCAUUAUAAAUACCACACCUUCUUACAGUGCAAGAAAGAGACCAACACCAUUGAGCAGGCAGCUGAGGACCCGGGCCAAGAGGAAGUGGUGCAGCAGUGCAUGGCCAACCAGAACUGGCUGGACAGCCUCUUCAGCUCCUUCAUCGAGCUGCUCACGCUCAGCACCAAAGCCUGAUUCAGCCACAUAAAGACACAGACAGUGAAUUAAAGUAAGAGUAUUUGAAAACAAAAAAGGAAAGAGAGGAAAGAGAUGGAUCCUACUGUACAGCCCCCUCCCCCUCCCCUCUUCAAAUCUCUAAGGCCCUUGAUGAACACGAGAGGGUCUGUUGACGUGACCUCGGACACUGGCCUGUUUUUUGUUUUUUUUUAAUUUGUUUGUUUUUUGUUUUCUUGUUGUUGAUCAAUGAUUAAAGAAAUGUCUUACUUUGUGAGAAGGGGAUCCCCACUCGUGGUCAUGGGGCACCGAAGGGUCAAGAGGAAACUGAUUGUUUUACGGAAAAAAAAAAGGGAGAGAGGCAAGGUGGAAGGACAAAGAGGAGGAUCGCCAAGUCAAUGUGGGAGCCACUGACAUCCUGUUAACUGUGUGUCAUAAAGACAAUAGCUCAAAGAGAAACUAUUACCGCUUAGUUUUUACAUAAAUUAUUUUUUUGAAAAGACUAACAUCAGCUGUUGGCUUUUAAAAAGAUUAGAGGAGGGCGAGGAUGCUUUUUAAAAACUGCGUGCGCCGCAAGCAGCGUGAUCGGGGACUCACUCGUCGGCAGAUAGAAACCUGAAAUGUGUUAAUAAACGCUCUCUCUCUAUCGCUAUCUCUCAUUCUGUGCUAUGUGAAGGGCAGCACCAGUCAGCUGUGUGAUAAUAUAUAAACACAUUUUUAUUAUUUAUAUGAGGAGGUUUUUAACUUAAGCUCUCACAAGUGCUGGUUUGCUGCCCUUAAAUGCUUUUUUUGUUUUUUGGUUUUUUUUAUUAAGAGUUGUUUUCCACAGGUUCAGUAUACAAUCAUAACCCACAUAUCCAAGUCGUCUUCCCCUCUAUCCAAAAAAGACCAGACGUUGAGACAGACAUGUAUCAAAUACAGUGGGUGUAAAAUAACAGCAAAAGGAAGAAAAAAAAAAAAAAAAAGGACGGGGAAAAUAAGGAGACUCUAUUUGACUCUUUACAUUGUUGUGCUUCAGUUCAAUCAUCAUUCAUGCAGGUGCAAAGAAAAAGAAGUAAACUGUCCAUCUCCCACGUGGGAAGGAGGAGUAUAAACGAGGAAUAUUUAAACAUGAGAUAGGCAUUUCAUUUUUAUCAUUUUGAUGUUUGUGCAUACUAUGACUUAUUUUGAAAACAAUCUAAUUUUCCAUAAAAAAAGGAAAACAAAGAUGUGUAAAUACUGUACAGUUCUUGAUGAAAUUCUUUGUCCUUCUGUACAUUAACUCUCCUGUAUUUGAGAAACAAAUAAAAGCUGCAAAGAACAAA